Molecule: messenger RNA, 2332 nt
Organism: Ctenopharyngodon idella (grass carp)
Lineage: Eukaryota; Metazoa; Chordata; Actinopteri; Cypriniformes; Xenocyprididae
Product: 5-hydroxytryptamine receptor 4
Exons: 2
Coding region: 208-1272 (354 amino acids)
Biological process (GO): adenylate cyclase-activating adrenergic receptor signaling pathway; chemical synaptic transmission; regulation of appetite
Cellular component (GO): plasma membrane
Molecular function (GO): G protein-coupled serotonin receptor activity
Source: RefSeq, a predicted model, not a curated record
UUCAUAUUGUAUAUGAGUAAAGCAGUGUUGGAUGAGAAGGGUCUGUAGGAGACGGGCCUGCAUGUGCUUUCCUCACUGACCUGUGACUGGCUCCGCUAAAGUCCAAUCAAUCAUCAGGGACUGUCAGUGUCUCCCUGCUGACCACUCAACAAUUAUGGGUUUGUUUUCAUCUGUGAUGACCCUGAUAAGCGGCUGCGGUUGAACAGCAUGGAAAACUUCUCGGAAUGGAGCAACAUUUCACUCGACGCCGAUUUCGAGCCCUGUGCCACGUCGAGGAGCUCUGGUUCACGAGUCGCCCUUUAUGUCUUCAUCAUCGCUGGUAUCGUCUGCACCGUUGUCGGAAACUUCCUGGUGGUGCUCGCCAUUGCUUACUUCAAACAGCUGCAGUGCCCUACUAACUAUUUCGUCAUGUCUCUGGCUGUCGCUGACUUCCUGGUGGGCCUUGUGGUAAUGCCGUACAGUAUGGUCAGAACAGUGGAAGGAUGUUGGUAUUUCGGUCCAACCUUCUGCCAUCUUCACUCCAGCUUGGACGUUAUGCUCUGCACGGCCUCUAUCUUCCAUUUGAGCUGCAUCGCUUUCGACCGCUAUUACGCCGUCUGCAACCCCUUGGUGUAUUCGUUUAAGAUGUCCCGUAAACGUGUUGGUCUGCUGAUUGUGGUUUGCUGGGCCAUUCCUUUCCUCAUCUCCUUCGGUCCAAUCCUCCUCGGGCUGCACAAGCUCGGCGUGGACGUUCCUUUGCCUGAGAACGUGUGCAUCUUCUUAGUAAACCGCGUUUAUGCCGUCAUGGCAUCCCUUGUUGCGUUUUACCUGCCUAUGGUGACCAUGUUGGUGGCCUACUGGAAGAUCUACAAAGCGGCCAAGCGGCAAGCCAUGCAAAUAAGCGCGAUGGAAGCGCAGAUGGCGGCAGGUGUGGGCAAGGACUCGAGUAAGAAACAAAAACAUCGCAACUCUAUAAGGAGGGAAAGAAAAGCAGCCAAAACUCUGGGCAUCAUCAUGGGGGUUUUUCUUCUCUUCUGGCUGCCCUUCUUUACCGUCAAUAUCGUUGACCCGUUUAUUGAAUACGGGACUGCUGGUGUAAUAUGGGACGUGUUUCUUUGGUUGGGGUACGUCAACUCCUCCCUAAAUCCUUUUCUCUACGGUUUCUUCAAUCGUUCCUUCCGUAGGGCUUUCCUCAUGAUCAUGGGAUGCAGAAUAUGUCUGUAUGGCACAGCUCAAGGAAUGGACCUCUCUCACUCGAAAAGAGAUGCCAGUGAGCGCACAGACAACCAGUAGACCGUAGCAGCAGUUCAUUUGUUUCAAUAAAGUGUUCCUGUCCAGCCCAUAUGGCAAAAUAUAUAUUUAUAUAUAUAUAUAUAUAUAUAUAUAUAUAUAUGUAAAUAUAAUUAAUAUAAUUAAUAUGUGUUUAAAAAACAGCACAGAUCAAGUUUUUAUCUUUUUUUAAAUUGAAAACAAUAUUUUAAACUUUUAAAAUGCCAAUAUAUAUUACAAAAUAGUGGCUAGAACAUACAUUUUCGGUCUUAAAAUACAUUUGUGUAAAUGCAAUUUUGGACGAUAUUAAUACAUUUAGAUUAAAAAUAUCUAAGAAAUUACCAAAUAAUAUAUGAGGAAAUGUAAGUAACUAAAAUAUGUGACCUUGAACCACAAAACCAGUCCUAAGUUGCAGUCAUUAGGCUAUUAAGUAAAGAUCAUGUUCCAUGAAGAUAUUUUGUAAAUUUCCUACCAUAAAUAUAUCAAAAAUGUAUUUUUGUGAGUGGAUAUGCGUUGCUAAGGACUUUAUCUGGACAACUUUAAAGGCGAUUUUCUCAAUAUUUAUAUUUUUUUGCACCCUCAGAUUCCAGAUUUUCAAAUAGUUGUAUCUCGGCCAAACCAUACAUCAAUGGAAAGCUUAUUUAUUCAGCUUUUUUAGAUGAUGUAUAAAUCUCAAUUUAAAAAAGAAAUUGACCCUUAUGACUAGUUUUGUGGUCCAGGGUCACAUAUAUUUAUAUUAAUAUAUUUCAUAUAUAAAUAUAAUACAUUUGAAUAAAUAUUUAUUAGCACUUUUUGUAUAUUUGGAAAAAUAUAUCUAAAUAUAUGUUUGCCGUAUGGGUGACCACAAGUAUUUUUUGUUGUAAGUCUUUCAAAGAUUUAAAGUAUUAACACAUUAUGGUUUCCAAAUAAUGAUGAAAAUGACAUAACAUAAAUCCCAGUUGAACGGGAAUAACCCAGCUAAGACUAACAGCACAGCAAGUGAUAAAGUGCAUGCAAACAUUGUGAUUUGGUGUUGAACUUCGUGUAAAGUGUUUUCUUCCACUUAUUUAUGUUUACUCUGUGAAUAAAUUAUGUCUGGACUGCA